AUGGCCAUGAUGGAGCCCUCCUCCUCCUCCUCCUCCUCCACCGCUUCCGCCGUCACUCCGUCGUCCGCGCCGCCGAGCGGGAGGUGCUGCGUCGUCCUGCGCAUCAAGCUCCCGGCGGCGUGGACGCCCGAGGAGGACGCCGCCCUGGAGCGCCUCGCCGUGGAGAACGGCUCCCGCCACUGGCGCCGCGUGGCGGCGCAGAUGCCGCGCAAGCGCUCGCCCGUGCAGUGCCGCGACAGGUGGAGGGACCACCUCGCCCGCGACGUGUUCCACCGCCCCUACACCGCGGCCGACGACGACGAGCUCACCCGCCUCGUCCUGCGCCCCGGCGGAGGUGGCGACCGAUGGAAGGACAUCAGCAGAGCGGUGCACGGCCGCAGCUCGCGCUCCGUGAAGCGCCGGUGGAUGGAGAUCGGCACGAGCGAUGAGCUCCUCAGGAAGUUGGCACCCCCGGUCAUCGAUGCUGUCUCCGGCCACGGUGGUGGACGCCGUCGUCUGAUGCGGCCAAAUCAAGCUUUUGGAUGGCGCCGUUGCUAG
Molecule: messenger RNA, 537 nt
Organism: Oryza sativa Japonica Group (Japanese rice)
Lineage: Eukaryota; Viridiplantae; Streptophyta; Magnoliopsida; Poales; Poaceae
Product: transcription factor MYB44
Biological process (GO): regulation of DNA-templated transcription
Cellular component (GO): nucleus
Molecular function (GO): RNA polymerase II cis-regulatory region sequence-specific DNA binding; DNA-binding transcription factor activity, RNA polymerase II-specific
Source: RefSeq, a predicted model, not a curated record